AUGACGACCGCUCCUGCGCCUACUCCUCGCGACGUCUCCACGACUCUCAACUACCACUUCGCUCUCGACGAUGAGCCACCGUACCAGUAUGCCCUCCAGGAGCCUCCCCCAGGCACGAAGAGGACGAACGUCACCUUCGAGACCCACCCCGUGGUCGUGCAUGAUGCGCGUGGGCGCGAAGACGAAUUGACCCUCGACACGACGGGGUUUCAAUUCUUGGUGUCGCCCAGCACCGAGAAGGCGUUUGACAACGACGAGCGCAUCAAGUUUCAGUACUACCCCGAAGUCGAGGCGCUCCUGAAGAAGGUCACAGGCGCGAAACGCGUCUUCAUUUUCAACCAUAUCGUCAGACGCAGCAUUGAUAAGGAGAUGGGGAUGACAGAGAGGAAUCGCGGCCCUGUGGAGGGCGUGCAUGUCGACCAGGCAUACGACGCAACCGUAAAGCGCGUGCACGAGCACCUCCCCGAAGAAGCCGACCGCCUCCUGCAGUCACGCGUGCGCCUCAUCAACGUCUGGCGGCCGAUCGCGAACCCCGUCGCGCACAAGCCGCUAGGAGUCUCGGACUGGCGCUUCCUCGACGAGCGCGACCUCGUCCCUGUGCGCCUCAUCAUGCGGCACCGCGAGGGGCGCACGUUUAGCGUGCGGUAUAGUCCGAAUCACCGCUGGUACUACCUCUCGAGCCAAACCCCGGACGAGGUGACGCUGAUCAAGUGCUACGACUCGGAGGUGGAUGGGAGGGCGCGGUUGAGUCCACAUUCGGCGUUCUUGGAUCCGACUUCGCCGAAGGACGCACCGCACCGGCAGUCCAUCGAGGUUCGCGCUCUGGUUUUCGAUGCGGAUUAG
This is a messenger RNA of Trametes versicolor FP-101664 SS1, 843 nucleotides long. RefSeq lists its product as uncharacterized. The transcript is spliced from 3 exons. Gene Ontology annotation, molecular function: oxidoreductase activity. Lineage: Eukaryota; Fungi; Basidiomycota; Agaricomycetes; Polyporales; Polyporaceae. The record is from RefSeq and is a predicted model, not a curated record. Bases 1 to 843 code for a protein of 280 amino acids.